AUGGACCCCCCCGAGGUCCCCCUGGACGCCAUCGCCUGCUCAGGGGGAGGGGCUGAGAGCCCCCCACGGACCCCGAGCCCUGCAGACACUGCUGACCACGCCCAGGACACUGCUGACCACCCUCAGGACACUGCUGACCACCCCCAGGACACUGCUGACCACCCCUGGGACCACCCUCAGGACCACCCCCAGGACACUGCUGACCACGCCCAGGACACUGCUGACCACGCCCAGGACACUGCUGACCACCCCUGGGACCACCCCCAGGACCACGCCCCAGAUGGGGCUGGGAACAUCUCCCAGGAGCGCCAAGGCCAUGAAGGCACGUUUGAGAACAUCUUCCAGGUGUCCACAGAUGGGUCCAUCCCACCCAAACCCAUGGCCAAAGAUGAGGACAUCCCACCCAAACCCAUGACCAUGUUUGAGAACAUCUUCCAGGUACGAACUGAUGGGUCCAUCCCACCCAAACCCACGGUUGAGAACAUCUUCCAGGUGUCCACAGAUGGGUCCAUCCCACCCAAACCCAUGGCCAAAGAUGAGGACAUCCCACCCAAACCCAUGGCCAUGUGUGGGAGCACUUUCCAGAACCUCCAAAGCCAUGGAUCCAUGUUUGAGGACAUCUUCCAGGUCUCCACGGGUGUGGACAUCCCACCCAAAAUCAUGGCCAUGGAUAAGGACAUCCCACCCAAAUCCAUGGCCAUGGAUGGGAACAUCUUCCAGGUGUCCACAGAUGGGUCCAUCCCACCUAAACCCAUGGCUGAGAACAUUUUCCAGGUGUCCACAGAUGGGUCCAUCCCACCUAAACCCAUGGCUGAGAACAUUUUCCAGGUGUCCACAGAUGGGUCCAUCCCACCUAAACCCAUGGCUGAGAACAUUUUCCAGGUGUCCACAGAUGGGUCCAUCCCACCUAAACCCAUGGCUGAGAACAUUUUCCAGGUGUCCACAGAUGGGUCCAUCCCACCUAAACCCAUGGCUGAGAACAUUUUCCAGGUGUCCACAGAUGGGUCCAUCCCACCUAAACCCAUGGCUGAGAACAUUUUCCAGGUGUCCACAGAUGGGUCCAUCCCACCUAAACCCAUGGCUGAGAACAUUUUCCAGGUGUCCACAGAUGGGUCCAUCCCACCUAAACCCAUGGCUGAGAACAUUUUCCAGGUGUCCACAGAUGGGUCCAUCCCACCUAAACCCAUGCCCAUGGAUGAGAGCACCUUCCAGGAGGAACGGGGCCACGGAUCCACAUUUCAGGACAUCUUCCAGGUGUCCAUGGAUGAGGACAUCCCACCCAAAUCCAUGGCCAUGAAUGGGAACAUCUUCCAGGUACAAACUGAUGGGUCCAUCCCACCCAAAUCCACGGAUGAGAACAUUUUCCAGGUGUGCACAGAUGGUUCCAUCCCACCCAAGUCCAUGUCCAUGGAUGAGAACAUCUCCCAGGUACGAACUGAUGGGUCCAUCCCACCCAAAUCCACGGAUGAGAAGGUCUCACCUGAGCCCGUGACCACGGAUGGUCCCAUCUCCCCCAAAUCCCUGACCAUGGAUGGUCCCAUCUCACCCAAAUCCCUGACCACGGAUGGUCCCAUCUCACCCAAAUCCCUGACCAUGGAUGGUCCCAUCUCCCCCAAAUCCCUGACCACGGAUGGUCCCAUCUCACCCAAAUCCCUGACCACGGAUGGUCCCAUCUCACCCAAGUUCGUGACCACGGAUGGUCCCAUCUCCCCCAAACCCAUGACCAUGGAUGGUCUCAUCUCACCCAAGUUCGUGACCAUGGAUGGUCCCAUCUCCCCCAAACCCAUGACCAUGGAUGGGACCGCAUCACCAGAACACGCGUCCACGGAUUCAACCAACUCAUCCCAGACCAUGACCAUGGAUGGUCCCAUCCCACCCAAACGCCCCGGCCCCAAACGCAGCCAGGAGGAAGAGGAGGAUGAUAACGAUGAUGACAACGACCACGCCAGUGAUGACCAUGAUGACUGUGAUGAUCACCAUGAUCCCCAUGACCACCAAGACCACCAUGACCACCAUGACUUUGAUGACCACCACGACCAUGAUGUCCACAAUGACUGUGAUGGCCACCAUGACCACCAAGACCAUGAUGACCAUGAUGACCACCAUGACCACAAUGACCUUGAUGACCUUGAUGACCACCAUGACCACAAAGACCACCAUGACCACCAUGACCAUGAUGACCAUUAUGGCUGUGAUGACCACCAUGACCACAAAGACCACAAUGACCACCAUGACCACCAUGACCACCACGACCAUGAUGACCACAAUGACCACAGUGACCACAUGAAUGACCACAGUGACCACAGUGACCACCAUGACCACCAUGACCACCACGACCUCGAUGACCACCUCAACCACCGCGACCGUGACGACCGCAGCAGCUCAUCCCGCGAUGACGAAGACGAGGAGGAUCUGGAAGAUCUGGAGGAGCUCGACGAGGACGAGGAGCCCCAUUUCCACACCAACCCCCUGUUCCAGCACCCUCUGCCCCCGGGUGUCCCCGCGUGGCGCCCACACCGCGUCACCCUGCCCGGCGACGGGGACACCCCCGGCCUCGGUGUCACCCUCGGGUGUCACCCCCCGGGAGGAGCCACCACCGGGGACGUCACCGCGGGCUGGGGACCCCCCAGACCCCCGGGCCCGGCGCUCUCGAACCCCCCGGAUCCACUCCAGGAAUUUGGGGACCCCAAGGAUCCACUCCAGGAAUUUGGGGACCCCCCGGAUCCACCCCAGGAAUUUGGGGAUCCCCCGGAUCCGCCCCAGGAAUUUGGGGACCCCCCGGAUCCACCGGAUCUGCCUCCGGAAUUUGGGGACCCCCCGGAUCCGCUCCAGGAAUUUGGGGACCCCCCGGAUCCACCCCAGGAAUUUGGGGAUCCCCCGGAUCCACCGGAUCUGCCUCCGGAAUUUGGGGACCCCCCGGAUCCGCUCCAGGAAUUUGGGGACCCCCCGGAUCCACCCCAGGAAUUUGGGGACCCCCCGGAUCGGCUCCAGGAAUUUGGGGACCCCAAGGAUCCACUCCAGGAAUUUGGGGACCCCAAGGAUCAGCUCCAGGAAUUUGGGGACCCCCUCGGCCCCCUUGGGGUCACCCCAGACACGGAAUUCAGCUCCAGGGUGGCUCGGGAAUAUCUGGAAUUGUUCCAGUUCCGGGGAAUGAGCCUGGAGCAGGCGCUCAG
This is a messenger RNA of Pseudopodoces humilis (Tibetan ground-tit), 3173 nucleotides long. The record is from RefSeq and is a predicted model, not a curated record. NCBI's taxonomy places the organism in Eukaryota, Metazoa, Chordata, Aves, Passeriformes, Paridae.